AUGCCAUCUCAUAUCAUCUCCUUCGACCUCGAUUUUGCGGAGAAUGUAACUCUGGAGCGAGUGGCCAUGGUCUUAUCUAGAUACAAAGAAUGCGAGCAUUAUGCGUACGAGCGAGCAGAUACGUGGAGUUUGGGACUUGGAACUCACGCCUCGUUCAUGAUUGACGCCAAAGGAGAAAUCGCGACAAUUACCACCGGGGCACGGCGAGAAGAACAUCCGGUUGGCGACUCCCUUGCUCAGGCCGCACGAGACUUUCUUUCCCAGCAUGCGCAACCGGAUCAUAAAGUCUUUGGCCAGGUUGGAUUCAACUACGCCGCACAUACCCAAGGGAUGCCAUUUAAGCCGGGCAGUUGUCCUCUUUUAAGCCUGCUGGUCCCGCGUGUAGAGGUUCUGUUUCACCGAGACCAAAUCACAUUGACCGGGCCCCACGACACGGAAUUAAAGGAGCUGUCCACCCUCAUCAUGGGCGACGCCGCUCUGGAACCGCAUCCAGGAUCAACAAUCGAUACGGGGGACCCUGCAGGAGAAUACGUGAGUCAGGUUCAGCGAGCACAGGCAGAUAUUGCGGGAGGCAAAUAUACCAAGGUCGUUCCGUCACGUGCCGUCAGGCUGUCAACCCGAGUGGACAUGGCAGCAACGCUUCUGUGCGGUCGACAGGCCAAUGACCCUGCUCGCAGUUUCUCAUUGAGCCAGGGUGGAUUCCAGGCGACGGGGUUUAGUCCGGAACUGGUGAUGUCCGUUCGGGAAGGCAUCGUGGCCACCGAACCGCUGGCGGGAACGCGCUCGCGGCUCGGCUCGGCGGCGGAGGUCGAGAAAUUAACGCAGGAAUUAACACACGAUCCGAAAGAAAUAAUGGAGCACGUUAUGUCUGUCAAGGAAGCGAUGGAGGAGCUAAAUCGACUCUGUGUUUCCGGCACAGUCACGACCGAUGACUUCAUGUCCGUUCGCCCCCGCGGCAGCGUGCAGCAUUUGGGAUCUCGCGUCUCGGGCACACUGACAGCGGACAAGGACCCAUGGGAUGCGUUAGGUGUCACCUUUCCCUCAAUUACCGCCUCGGGGAUUCCGAAAAGGGCAGCCUUGGAAGGAAUCCAGCGUCUAGAGAAUCGUCCCCGGGAGCUGUAUUCCGGCGCCGUCUUGAUGCUAGACGGUCCCGAUUCCUUCGAGGCGUCGCUUGUUCUGCGCACUGUAUUCCAAGAUCCACAUCGCGCAUGGAUCCAGGCUGGGGCUGGAGUUAUCGCGCAGUCCAGUCCUGACCGAGAACUCACCGAAACCCGCGAAAAGCUGGCCAGUAUUGCCCCUUUUGUGGUCACAGAAGCUACGCCGGUGGGACUGUGCAGCUGUGGGGAGGGUGAAUGA
Aspergillus steynii IBT 23096 is the source of this 1356-nucleotide messenger RNA. Its product is annotated as ADC synthase. Gene Ontology annotation, molecular function: oxo-acid-lyase activity; isochorismate synthase activity. The record is from RefSeq and is a predicted model, not a curated record. Lineage: Eukaryota; Fungi; Ascomycota; Eurotiomycetes; Eurotiales; Aspergillaceae. Bases 1 to 1356 code for a protein of 451 amino acids. Gene Ontology annotation, biological process: L-tryptophan biosynthetic process. The transcript has a single exon.